AGAAGGUAGCGCACAGGGGAGACUCAUAGCCUACCCCCUCAUUUGAAUACUGGAAGAAAAUAUAACAUUGUCGGACCUUUAGACAUAAGAAGACAACGAGGCGGAAAAACCCAGGCGAUUAUAUUUUAGCCAGCACGGCGGGGAAACAAUGAAGGAUCGUACACAAGAACUACGAAGUGCUAAGGACAGCGAUGAUGAUGAAGAAGUUGUCCAGGUUGACCGGGAUCAUUUCAUGGAUGAGUUCUUUGAACAGGUGGAAGAGAUCCGAGUCUGUAUAGAUAAGCUGUCAGAAGAUGUGGAGCAGGUCAAGAAGCAGCAUAGCGCCAUCCUGGCAGCGCCCAACCCUGACGAAAAGACCAAGCAGGAGUUGGAGGACCUCACAGCUGACAUCAAGAAGACAGCCAAUAAAGUUCGCUCAAAAUUAAAAGCAAUCGAGCAGAGCAUUGAGCAGGAGGAGGGGCUGAACAGAUCAUCCGCAGACCUGCGAAUUCGUAAGACACAGCACUCGACGCUGUCACGCAAGUUUGUAGAGGUGAUGACCGAGUACAACACCACGCAGUCCAAAUACAGGGACCGCUGCAAGGACCGUAUCCAGAGACAGCUGGAGAUCACUGGGAGAACAACCACCAACGAGGAGCUGGAGGAUAUGCUGGAGAGUGGCAAGCUUGCCAUUUUCACCGAUGAUAUCAAGAUGGACUCUCAGAUAGACAAGCAGGCCCUGAAUGAGAUUGAGACUCGACACACCGAGAUCAUCAAGCUGGAGAACAGCAUUCGUGAGCUGCACGACAUGUUUGUGGACAUGGCCAUGCUGGUCGAGAGCCAGGGAGAGAUGAUUGACAGAAUUGAGUACAACGUGGAGCACUCCGUGGACUUUGUGGAGCGGGCGGUGUCUGACACCAAGAAGGCUGUCAAAUACCAGAGCCAGGCUCGCAAGAAGAAGCUCAUGAUCAUCGUCUGCUGUACUAUUCUGGGAGUUGUCUUGGCGUCCACUAUCGGCGGAUACCUGGGCUUUUAAUGACGACAACGACAAAAGACGGCCACAAGAGAAAAAAAAACACACAGAGAGAAAAAUAUCAUAUACAAUAUCAGAUAAGGAAAACGUUCUAAAAGUGGUUGGGUGGGGUUG
This is a messenger RNA of Salvelinus namaycush (lake trout), 1126 nucleotides long. It is a transcript of the gene stx1b, whose product is annotated as syntaxin 1B. The record is from RefSeq and is a predicted model, not a curated record. The coding region runs from base 149 to 1015 and encodes 288 amino acids. The transcript has 10 exons. Gene Ontology annotation, biological process: vesicle fusion; exocytic insertion of neurotransmitter receptor to postsynaptic membrane; intracellular protein transport. NCBI's taxonomy places the organism in Eukaryota, Metazoa, Chordata, Actinopteri, Salmoniformes, Salmonidae. Gene Ontology annotation, cellular component: SNARE complex; plasma membrane; endomembrane system. Gene Ontology annotation, molecular function: SNAP receptor activity; SNARE binding.